AUGUCCAAAGCGCCCCCACCCCCACGCGCCAAAUCCGCCACCGACGUCCGCCGCACGCUCUUCCGCUCCCUCUCGCGCACCGGCCCGUCCACGCUCGCCAGCGCCAGCAGCAUCCCCGCCGCCGCUGCUGCCGCCGACCACGCCGACGCCGGCGCCGACGCCGACGCCGCCGCGCCCGAGGGCAUCGUGGUCCGGCGCAAGGACGGCAGCAUGGACCUGGAGGUGCCGCUGACGACGACGCAGCAUGCGCAGCUGCUGGAUGGGAUUGGGAGGGAGUUGGCGGAGCAGCAGCGCGUGGCGGCGGAGCUGGUGAAGAGGCAUCAGGUCGAUGCGUAUAAGAAGCUUCCAGGUUAG
This is a messenger RNA of Morchella sextelata, 354 nucleotides long. RefSeq lists its product as uncharacterized. The transcript is spliced from 2 exons. The record is from RefSeq and is a predicted model, not a curated record. The coding region runs from base 1 to 354 and encodes 117 amino acids. NCBI's taxonomy places the organism in Eukaryota, Fungi, Ascomycota, Pezizomycetes, Pezizales, Morchellaceae.